This is a messenger RNA of Aspergillus clavatus NRRL 1, 393 nucleotides long. RefSeq lists its product as uncharacterized. The transcript is spliced from 3 exons. Bases 1 to 393 code for a protein of 130 amino acids. The record is from RefSeq and is a predicted model, not a curated record. NCBI's taxonomy places the organism in Eukaryota, Fungi, Ascomycota, Eurotiomycetes, Eurotiales, Aspergillaceae.
AUGGCCGCUAACCGCAAGCAGAAGGCCUGUGUUGCAUGUUUCCGCGCCAAGCAAAAGUGCAUUUGUGUUCCACAAGCCAAGAAGUGGUGGCUUCUCAUCGCCCUUCGCGUCCAGCAGCCACAGCAGCGCCGGGCCCUUGCCGCCGCGGUCUCAGACAUCCAGGCUGCGAUGGCUUGUGCUGCUGGUGAUUCUGAUUCGGAUGCAGAGUUUAUUUAUGCCCCUGCCGCUGCCGAUGUCUCUGCUUUCCCCGCUGUUGCGGUGGUUGUGCCGGCCCUGGCGGCUUCUCUUUCUGUCUCUGCAGAGCUGUUGGCCCCUGAGUUCCCGACUCCCGAGGCGCCAGUAACUCGGUCGGCCGGUGCUGAGGGCUUGAGCUCACAGACACUUUGGAUGUAA